Messenger RNA from Neofelis nebulosa (Clouded leopard), 2155 nucleotides. Its product is annotated as oligosaccharyltransferase complex subunit OSTC-like. Lineage: Eukaryota; Metazoa; Chordata; Mammalia; Carnivora; Felidae. Bases 1124 to 1477 code for a protein of 117 amino acids. The record is from RefSeq and is a predicted model, not a curated record. Gene Ontology annotation, cellular component: oligosaccharyltransferase complex. The transcript has a single exon.
AAAAAAAUUUUUUUUAAAUCAGAGUAGAAAUUGUGGAAAUAGAAAACCAAAAAUCCAUGAAAUCAUUGAAAAUCUUUGAGAUGGUUAAUAAACCUGGUUGGCCUCUAGCUAGAGCAAUAAAAAAUAAAUAAAGUACUAUUUUCAGGAACAAAAAGGAGAUGUCACAAACCAUACAGAUAUUAUGAAGCAAAUAAGGGGACAUUAUGAGCAACUUUAUAGCAAUAAAUUAGAUAACUUGGAGGAAAUGGACACAUUUCUUAAAAGACACAAAGUCAAAAAAGAAAUUAAUAACCUAGAUAGCCCUAUAUCUAUUUAUUAAGGACAUUGAAUUUGUAGCUAAGAACUUUUCCACAACAAAAUUUCCAGGCCCCAGUUGCUUCACUGGUGAAUUAUACUAAAUGUUUAAGGAAGAAGUAAAACUAAUUCUACACAUCAACUCUUUCAGAAAGUAAGAGAAGGAAUACUGUCCAGCUCAUUCUAUUAGGCUGACAUUACCCUAAUACCAAAACCAGAAAAAGACUCUAGAGGAAAAGAAAACUGCAGGCCAAUAUCUCCCAUGAAUAUAAUGUUAUAUUGUAUAUACAAUAUACAAAAAGGAUAAUAAGUCAUACUCAAAUGCCUUUAUCCUAGGAAUGCAAGGUUGGUUCAGCAAUGGAAAAUCAUUGUAUUUCACCAUAUCAACAGAUCAAAACCAAAGCGAAACAUAUGAUUGUUUCCAUAUAUGUAAAAAAAAAGAAAAAACAGUUGACAAAAUUCAACCUCCCUUCAUGAUUAAAAAAAAAAUGCAGCAAAAUAAGAACAGAAGGGAAUUUUCUCAACCUGAAGUAAUUGAUAGCUAACAUGAUUCUUAAUGGUGAAAGGCAAAAGGCUUUCCUUCUGAUCAGAGCAAGCAAAUAUGCCCACCCUCCCCUUUGAUUCAACAUCAUACUAGAAGUUCUAGUCAGUGCAUUAACCAAAGGAAAGAAGUAAAAAGUAGAUGGGUUUGAAAGGAAGAAAUAAAACAUCCUUUAUUCACAGAUGCCAUGACCACCUACGUAGAAAACCCCAAAGAAUCUAUUUUUUAAAAAAAUAGAAUUAAUAACUCGAGUUCAGGAGGUCGAGAGGCUCCCCUGCCAUUACCAAAAUGGAGACUUUGUGCUGGGUCCUGUUCUUAGUGCUCGAAUGCCCCAACCUGAAGCUGAAGAAGCCACCCUGGGUACAUAUGCCAUCGGCCAUGAGGGUGUAUGCUCUGGUGGUGGUGUCUUACUUCCCCAUUACCGGAGGAAUAAUUUAUGAUGUUAUUGUUGAACCUCCAAGUGUUGGUUCUAUGACCAGUGAACAUGGACAUCAGAGACCAGUAGCUUUCUUGGCCUACAGAGUAAAUGGACAAUAUAUUAUGGAAGGACUCACAUCCAGCUUCCUGUUUACAAUGAAUGGGAGGUUUCGGUUUCACAAUCCCGGACCAAUCGAAUGCACCAAACAUUCCAAAACUCAGUAGAUUUCUUCUUCUAUUCAUUGGAUUUGUCUGUAUCCUAUUGAGUUUUUUCAUGGCUAGAGUAUUCGUGAGAAUGAAACUGCCGGGCUAUCUGAUGGGUUAAAAUGCCUUAUGAGACAAAAUCUGUAGAUAUUGGAUUUGUUCCUGUUAAUGAAGUUUUAAAGGCUGUACCAAUUCUCUGAUGUGAACUACGGAAAAGAAUGAAGCAGCAGAAAAGAAGCAUCUAGUGAAAACAUAGGAAGCAUGUUAAAGCUUGAACUAGAAUGUCUUCUUGGUAUCAAAGAGACAAGCUUAUCACAGUAUUUUUUCCUGCUGGCCUAUGCCAACGUACAAACGAUGUUAAGUAGCAUUUUCCUCUUAGUUUUUCAUUUCUUAGAGAAAAUAUUCUCCAUUUCUACCACUUUAAUACUGAAUAAAGUGAUAAUUUUUUACAGCUCCCUUAACAUUUUUUGGAGAGGAUAUUUGUGACUCCAAAUUAAUGUAAAAUCAGGAAGUGAGAUACCAUAAGCUGGGAACUCUAGACAGAUGAUCAGCUUUACCUGUGGUGCUUUGCCUUUAAAUAGAGUGUGUGCUCUGGAAAACAGUGUGGAGGUUCCUCAAAAAAUUAAAAAUAGACCUACCCUAUGACCCUGCAGUAGCACUGCUAGGAAUUUACCCAAGGGAUACAGGAGUACUGAUGCA